UCCAAAACUAGGCGUGGUUCAAACUAGGCGUGGUUCAAACUGCCUCGUGGUGUCUUUAGUACUCAAACGGCAUGGCCAUUGUUCCGCUUGCUCGAUUCCAGAGAUCCUCUUCUCUUUGGUUUUUGUCGACCGGCCGCUUCUUUUCUCAUUUCUUUGGCAGAAGGUUCCAAUCUACGUCUCCGGAUCCACUCGUCAAUGUGGACGACUGUCCAGUCAACAGUCACAACGAAUGGGGCCAUCUCGAAGAGAUUAUUGUCGGACGAGUAGAAGGUGCGCGUGUACCGCCGUUUACCUCAGAAGUGAAGGCGACCACAUACGACAAGUGGUGGCCAUUUUACCAAAACCAUGCCGGGGAGUCGUUUCCCUCUCCUCAUCUAGCGAAAGCGGAAGCAGAGGUUGGUGAAUUCUGUAGGGUGCUCGAGCACGAAGGAGUGACGGUCAGGCGACCAGAUCUUCAAGAUCAGUCUUUCGUUUACUCGACACCCGACUUCACUAGCUCGGGCAUGUACUGUGCCAUGCCUCGUGACAUCAUCCUGACCGUCGGUAACGAACUGAUCGAGGCCCCAAUGGCGUGGAGAAGUCGUUUCUUCGAGUACCGUUGCUACCGCAGUCUCAUGAAAGAAUAUUUUCAAAAAGGAGCAAAGUGGACGACAGCUCCAAAACCGUUCAUGUCUGAUGAACUGUAUGACCAUGAUUAUCCUAUCUCAUCGGUCGAAGACCGUCAUUCUCUAGCAGCCGAAGGAAAGUUUGUGACAACAGAGUUUGAGCCAUGCUUUGAUGCAGCCGACUUCAUGAGAUGUGGACGGGAUAUUUUUGCUCAGAGAAGCCAAGUAACAAACAAAUUUGGCAUUGAGUGGUUGCGACGCCAUCUUGGUGACGACUACCGCGUCCACGAGCUGUCCUUCCGCGAUCCCAAUCCCAUGCAUGUCGAUGCCACUCUUCUUGCCAUCCGUCCAGGUAUUGUGUUGUCGAAUCCCGACAGACCAUGUCAUCAGAUCGACAUAUUCGAGAAAGCAGGAUGGAAAGUCGUCCACCCUCCUCAACCAGUCAUGCCCGAUUCUCACCCUCUCUGGAUGUCAUCAAAGUGGCUCUCUAUGAACGUUCUCAUGUUGGAUGAGAAUCGUGUCAUCGUUUCGGCCAAAGAGUAUCCAAUCCACAAGAUGUUUGAAUCUCUCGGUAUCGAGUGCAUCAAAGUCGACUUGAGGUUUGCUAAUUCACUGGGUGGAGGCUUUCAUUGCUGGACAGCGGAUGUGAAGAGAAAGGGUACACUCGAGUCCUAUUUCUAAACAACUUCAUUCUGACUACAAACCCUUGUGGCACUAACAUAUAUCUAACACGUUUGCGUUUGCAUGAUUAUCUAAUGUUCACUAGCUAUUGCUCAUUAUUACUCCUGCUGCUGAAAUUCAUCAAUAUCCUGCUAGCCGAUGACGUAUGUUUUUUUAGCAACUUACAGGCUUCUCAGACUCUAGUUCUAUACACUUCAUGCUCUAGGUGUAUAAGAUGUUGUCUUGCCUUUUCGUACUAUGUUAAUUAAUUAAGUCUUUGCAAUCUGCUUAUCUUGUUUGUUGGUGUUCUAGAGAAAAUAUAUCAACUGGGAAGUUGACCAAGAAA
Messenger RNA from Corticium candelabrum, 1611 nucleotides. RefSeq names its product glycine amidinotransferase, mitochondrial-like. Bases 72 to 1286 code for a protein of 404 amino acids. The record is from RefSeq and is a predicted model, not a curated record. Gene Ontology annotation, cellular component: mitochondrion. Gene Ontology annotation, molecular function: amidinotransferase activity. Lineage: Eukaryota; Metazoa; Porifera; Homoscleromorpha; Homosclerophorida; Plakinidae. The transcript has 2 exons.